GCCCACUGUAACAAGAAAGCUUGUGUGCUGGAUCUCAGGAAAGAAACACAGAAGGGAGAGCCAGGGUAGACAAGGGGCUCCUUCUUAGGGGCUUUUUCUUCCUAGGUCAGCAAAGAUAGUGUUCCAUGUAACAUGAGACGGGCAGAUUUAAGUUGUGACUUGCAAAUGGCAAUGCUCUGGUAAUCAGAAGAAAAGGACAUGGUUGAAAGAAUAUAGUGUUCUAGCCCCAAGGGGAGAGAAGGAAUCACCACCUAAACGUGGAUCUCUAAAAGAGAGGCAAAACAUGAAAUCAAAGGAACUCAGUUCUUCCAACAGCUCAGCACUCCUGGAACAAGGCUCCAUCUCAGCAAGUCUUUAGAACCCAAACCCAGUAAAAACAACGCACCAGCCAUGUCUCAUUGACAGGUGUCUAAACUUUUUUUUAACAACCACCAACUAUUUUCUACCAUGCUAAUCCUCAACCAUUCCAGCUUCGUGACCUUCACGCUGAUGGGCAUACCUGGCUUAGAGUCACAGCACUUGUGGUUAUCUGUUCCUUUCUUCUCCAUGUUUUUGACUAUCCUCAUUGGCAAUGGUUCUAUCCUUUUCCUGGUGGCCACAGAGCCCACACUUCAUUCACAAAUGUACCUGCUUCUGGCCCUACUGAUGGUGGCUGACCUCAUAUCCACUCUGGCUAUGGUGCCCAAGCUCCUCUGCCUCUUCUGGUUCAAUGAUGGGGACAUAGCUGCCAAUGCCUGUUUCACUCAGAUGUUUUUCAUCCAUGGAUCAUCUGUGACACGAUCAGCCCUCCUUGUUUCAAUGGCUUUCAACCGCUUUGUUGCCAUAUGUGAGCCCUUACGCUACAACAUAAUUCUGAGCCAUUCUUUAAUUGGACGCCUGGGACUGCUGGCUCUUGCCAAGGGUGUGAUCCUUGUCUUGCCCAUGCCUCUUCUACUUCAAAGUUUAACCUUCUGCCACAUGGCCAUUCCUCAUACCUACUGUGAUCACAUGGCUGUGGUGAAGAUGGCCUGUAACCACACCAGGCCCAAUUACAUCUAUGGGCUCUUUGUGAUCCUGCUUGUUGUGGGACUUGAUCUGCUACUCAUUGGCUUCUCUUACGUCCUUAUCCUUCAGGCUGUAGUACGCCUCAGCUCUCGAGAUGCCACCUGCAAAGCCCUCAACACCUGCUCAGCACACCUCUUUGUCAUCCUUGCCACUUAUGUGCCUGCACUCUUUUCCUCUAUUACCCACCGCAUCGGUCACAAUAUCCCACCUCAUACACAUGUUCUCCUUGCCAAUCUCUACCUUCUCCUGCCCUCAAUGCUUAACCCCAUCAUCUAUGGUAUAAAAAUGAAGGAAAUACGGGGCAAGGUGACCAAAUGCCUGUGCAGAGGAAUUGCACAGAAUGUGAGUCCCAGCAAUAAACCUGCAAGUAAAUGAAUAAUAAGGUUAAUUGAUAAUGCUUUUGCUCAACCAUCCAAUACCCAGUUGCAUCUCUGUAUCAGUUGUGGAAAAAAUAAACCAUGAAUAAGUGA
Molecule: messenger RNA, 1514 nt
Organism: Cebus imitator (Panamanian white-faced capuchin)
Lineage: Eukaryota; Metazoa; Chordata; Mammalia; Primates; Cebidae
Product: putative olfactory receptor 52P1
Exons: 3
Coding region: 448-1419 (323 amino acids)
Biological process (GO): G protein-coupled receptor signaling pathway
Cellular component (GO): membrane
Molecular function (GO): G protein-coupled receptor activity; olfactory receptor activity
Source: RefSeq, a predicted model, not a curated record